Molecule: messenger RNA, 3035 nt
Organism: Phodopus roborovskii (desert hamster)
Lineage: Eukaryota; Metazoa; Chordata; Mammalia; Rodentia; Cricetidae
Gene: Akap5
Product: A-kinase anchoring protein 5
Exons: 2
Coding region: 366-2240 (624 amino acids)
Biological process (GO): positive regulation of adenylate cyclase activity
Cellular component (GO): dendritic spine; dendrite membrane; postsynaptic density
Molecular function (GO): protein kinase A regulatory subunit binding; adenylate cyclase binding; beta-2 adrenergic receptor binding
Source: RefSeq, a predicted model, not a curated record
GCAGGACGAGAGUCUCUGGGUCAGGAUCGGGGACACUGAGCCCCUGGUGGGAAGGUGACGGCGGCAGAUCCGGGGUCCGGGUCACCAGACACAAGGGGCGCGGACUGCAAGGUCGCUGGUCCUCAAGCGUCUCCAGGUUGGUCUUUGAAUAAAGGAGAAUUUUAUCCAGGAAAGAGCUUUCAUUCAAAGGAGAAGUUAAAGGAAGAAAUCAUAAGCAACAGAUAAACAAGGCAGCUAUGUCCUGAAAGGGCCAUAGAAACAACUGUGGAGUGGAAACAGGGCGGGCACCCGGGAGAAAUUCCACCUGGUGUGAUCUUUUUGUCACAAAAGGCUUCAAGAGGAAGAGAGAAGACACUUCCCAGAGGAUGAAAGAGUGUAGUGUAAAAAUGGAGAGCAGAGUUUCUGAGAUUCAGAUAGAAACUAAGGAUGAGAAGGGGCCAGUAGCUGUUUGUCCUCAGGAAGAGAGGCAGCAGAGAAAAACAGCCACUCUUUGCUUCAAGAGAAGGAAGAAAGCAAACAAAAUGAAGCCUAAAGCUGCUUCCAAGACUGCUGGGGUGACAAAGAAGCAUCCCCCAGAAGCCGGAGCUUCUGACCAGCCACAGCCAGCGGGGGCCUGGGCCUCCAUCAAACGCCUUGUCACACACAGGAAAAGGUCAGGGUCUUCGGAGAAGCAGAAGCCAUCUGAGGCUGAAGGGCAGCCCGAGGACAAGGCUUUUCCUAAGAAAAAGGCAAAAUCCAGACUCAGGAUUCCUUGCAUAAGAUUCUCAAGAGGGACAAAGAGAAGUCAUCCCUCUAAACUCACAGACGACUCAGACUACAACCUCAGAGUCCAGGGAGGGGCCGACGACUUAGAGAUAAAAACCCAGACCCAGUCGGCUGACCAGGCUAAGUCCACCCAGGGCCCACAGGAAAGCGGGUUGGUGGAAGGCGGUAAGGAGGCCCAAGAAUCCCAUGUCAGCAACAGCAUCACAUCUAGAGAGAAUGUGAUUUCCGUAGAACUGGAAUUAGAAAAUGAGGCUUCUGCUAUUCAGAUGGGAACUCCAGUGCUGGAAAAGGAAACUAAAGGGAUUAAGGAAAAGCCAAGUGUGCAAGAGAAGCAAGCAAGUCCAGAAGCAGACAGCUCCCGUCCAGCGGCUUCUGAUGUUCCUGCCUCACAAGCAACUGCUUAUCAACGCGGUGUGGAAGAACCCAGUGGCGGCACCCAAGAAAGUGCACCAAGUAGGAAAGAUGACAGAAGUGCAGCUGAGGAAAAGAAAUCCGGAGAAACUGCGCUGAGCCAGGCUCAAGAAACUACAUUGAGCCAAGCAGAGGAAGCUGCUGUCAGCCAGGCAGACAAGAGCGCAGUGGCCCAGACAGAGGAAGUUGCUAUGGCCCAGACAGAGGAAGCCGCUGUGGCCCGGGCAGAGGAGGCCACCGUGGCCCAGGUGAAGGAAACUGCAGCGGCCCGGGCGGAGGAGGCCACCGUGGCCCAGGUGAAGACUGCAGCGGCCCGGGCGGAGGAGGCCACCGUGGCCCAGGUGAAGGAAACUGCAGCGGCCCGGGCGGAGGAGGCCACCGUGGCCCAGGUGAAGGAAACUGCAGCGGCCCGGGCGGAGGAGGCCACUGUGGCCCAGGUGAAGGAAACUGCAGUGGUGGAGGAAGGUAAACUGAGGCAGGCAGAGGUAACCACAGUGACCCAGGUGGAGGAAGCCCCAAUGGCCCAGGUGGAGGAAGGUAAACUGAGUCAGGCAGAGGAAGCCACCAUGGCCCAGACAGAGGAGGUCACCGUGGCCCAGGUGGAGGAAACUGCAGUGGCCCAGGCAGAGGAAGCCGCUGUGGCCCAGGUGGAAGAAGGUAAACUGAGCCAGGCAGAGGAAGCUGCACGGAGCCAGGCAGAGGAAGCUGCACGGAGCCAGGCACCAGAUCUGAAAGAAAAUGGAAUUGAUGCAGAGAAACCCAAAUCAGAAGAAAGCAAAAGAAUGGAGCCAAUUGCUAUUAUCAUUACAGACACUGAGAUCAGUGAAUUUGAUGUUAAGAAAUCUAAAAAUGUCCCUAAGCAAUUCCUAAUGUCAAUGGAAAAUGAGCAAGUAGGGGUUUUUGCUAAUGAUAGUGAUUUCGAAGGGAGAACUUCAGAACAAUAUGAAACACUCUUAAUAGAAACAGCCUCUUCUCUCGUCAAGAAUGCUAUCCAGUUGUCUGUAGAACAGCUGGUUAAUGAAAUGGUUUCCGAGGAUAAUAAAAUAAAUACUCUGUUACAGUGACUUCAUCUCCAGAUCAUGGGAAAGGAAGGAAACAACUCGAAGAUGAAUUCUUUCAUACGUUUGUGGCACUUCUUUCUCAGUCAUAAAUGAAAGGCUUGUCAUCUGUGGGAUUUAAAGGUGCAACUCCAGCCCAGAAGUGCUCAAGAAUGAAUAAAGUUUAUAAAACUAAUCGGAAACACGGUCACUUCUGGGCUGGAGGGAGUCAGCACAGGUCACAAGGUGCAGUGACAUGCAGAAACGACAAAUGACGAGCUCGGUGUGUUGAGGAAGACCACUUAUCGAGCACUCGGCAUGCUGUAUGCCCCUUGCUGUUCCCUAAUGCCAUGAAGUCUGGGUCUUUCCUGAUGGUUCAACCCUGUAUAUAGGCGAACACUGCCUUCGUUUUUCUUUUACAGUAUGUUUUUCCUGUGGUUCUAAUGGUGAAUCAGGUAAGCUGAUAUCUAGUCCCGCACAGGUUCCUUACAAAAGCCAUUCACAAGUUCCUUCAGCCAGGCAAGUAGUUAACAAGUGUGUGAGUGCUUUUUCUUCUCUUCCUUCUGCCCAGAAAACGUGUACAUAGCCAUCUCUGUGCGGACCUAUCUGCUGAGACGUUUAGAAACAAAUACAUAAAGGGAAUAGUAUUUUUCAUCCAGAAGGCAAACUUCCUAGAUAACAAAGGAUUCCCUUAGUAGAGCGACUUCUGAAGGUCCAGGAAAACCAUAAUAUUCUUGUGAAAAUGUUUCCUCUUCACCAAACAUGAACUAUGUAUACCGCUGAAUAAAAAGUCAUAAUUCAUGCUAAAGCAUAGACUUUUCA